Desarmillaria tabescens is the source of this 406-nucleotide messenger RNA. RefSeq lists its product as uncharacterized. The record is from RefSeq and is a predicted model, not a curated record. The transcript is spliced from 3 exons. NCBI's taxonomy places the organism in Eukaryota, Fungi, Basidiomycota, Agaricomycetes, Agaricales, Physalacriaceae. Bases 112 to 315 code for a protein of 67 amino acids.
AGAAGUUGUCAGUAUUCGAAAUGGACGUGGGCGAUGUGCCAAAUGGUAUUAUUGCUGUCACGGGGCAUCGCUACAUGGACUGAUACGACGUUGCUUGCUUGAUAUGAAUAAAUGUUCACAAUACAUUUUGAACAUGAUUCUAGAAUUAUAACCAUUAGCUUGUUUAUAUAUAUAUAUGCAUCGCUCGUUGAAUUACAAUAUUUCGCACCUUUGUAUUCUUAUGCUUAUUUAACAUAUCUUUUGACCUCCAGCGUGUAUGCGAUUUUCAUUUUGCAGUUUAGAGGUUCCAACUCGGUACUUUGGCCGCUGUUAUGAAAUCCUACCUAGCUGACUCGCUCUGUCCAGGAGCAGGCGACAACUAUUAACGAGCGUGAGCCGCCGAUACGAAACAAAUGUCCGAUACCUC